Orbicella faveolata is the source of this 5498-nucleotide messenger RNA. Its product is annotated as extracellular calcium-sensing receptor-like. Lineage: Eukaryota; Metazoa; Cnidaria; Anthozoa; Scleractinia; Merulinidae. The record is from RefSeq and is a predicted model, not a curated record. Gene Ontology annotation, biological process: G protein-coupled receptor signaling pathway. Gene Ontology annotation, molecular function: G protein-coupled receptor activity. Gene Ontology annotation, cellular component: membrane.
CCGUGCGUAGGAGAAAUAAUAUAUGUAUGAACAAAAAGUGCUGUCUGUAAUAAUUUAUGAGGAGUUCGAUUUCUUAAAUUUUCAAGUCGCUUUUUGUUUUCGGUUUGAAUGAAUAAAGCCAUUAGCCUGCAGCAGGCGCAAUUGAAAAAGCGGCGGGUUUUAAAUUAAUCAUAAUUUGAACGUUGAAGUUUGUUCGGCGCCCCUCCCCCACCCCACCCCUCCACCCUUCCAUUUGACAACUUUCGAACUUGAUGCCGGAUGGAAACAAAAUUAUCUCAUACCGAAAUAGCAUUGCUUUCGAUUCGCCAAGCGACAGUUGUGUCAUCGUUGUUGUAAAAUCCGUGGAUUUCAACCCUGUUUGAAUGCUGUAGCAACUUUUGAAUAUAAACGCAAAACGCUCUAACUGGAAUAUAGCUCGUUGUGUCGCUUUGGUGUGAUUUUUAAGUAUUUAACGAAAUUUCUGCACUUCGUGUGAAGCCGCAAGAAGCUACAAUUUCGGCAAUUUUUGGGAAUUCUAAAAAAAAAAUGCGGUUUACUUCAUGCGGUAUUAAAACCCUAAAUUGUUAAAAAAUUCUUGCUGUGAAUUGUAAUUUGUCGUUUCGUUGCGUCCCAGAAAUUUCUUUUUUGGGGGGUAAGCUGGAAAUAUGCGCUUUGUAUUGGGUUAUUUCGACAAGCUCCUAUCAAAUUUUUUGGUUAGCUUUGGAUGUUUAUUUAUGUUUUUGUUCUAGGUUUAUUAAGCGGGUGUUCCUGUUAUUCAGCGUGUUUCCAAUUUGAAAUGAGACUCUUCAAAAUAUCAGAUAAUUACGCAGUUUGCUUAGCAUUAAUUUAUUAGAGAAAACGAAAACAGCAGAAAAUUGAAGUUAUUUUGGAACACGGCUCGCUUCGGAACUCGCGGGGUCGUCUUUUUUCCAUCCUGUUUGUUGUAUAGAAACGAGUUUUAAUAUCGGCUGCCUCCAUUGUGAGGAGAUUAGUUUAGUCUAACUCAUUUCAGUGAAGCGACGCUACACUCGAUCAAUCUUGGGCCGGCACUGGGCGCUUGUACAAAUUAUCAAAACCAGAAGCUGCCUCCGAAAACCACUUUUAAUAUUGUCACGUUUUCCCCGAAAAAGUUGUAUGUUCACAAUAAGUCACAAAUCUCACUCAAGUUGAAUUGACUGUUCGGUUUAUACCGCCACCGCGAAAGUGUUUCAUUUCCGCAAAAGCACUGCACCUGUUUUGUUGACUUGUACUUUAUGCCAUUUGUAAACACGCCCCGCCUAUGUGAAGUUAUUGAUGGCCCCUAAUGGCUAACCCUAGUGGCUGGCUUGUUGUUAAUUUUCCUCCUACUUGAAACAUUGUCAAACGAUUGGCGUCACUGACAAUAAUAAACUUGUCGCACGCUGUAGCAGUUGUUAAAAAUCCGUAUGUUACAAUAAGAUCUUUUCGGUCGACGAGCUCGUUCUUUGAGGUGUUGCUGCAAUCUGCAUUUUCGCUUCGAAGUUGCACAUAUUCGCCGAUCGAAUUUCAGACCGAGUUAAUUUUUGCAUGGCAAACUAGCACCCUGCAAGAAAAAGUCCUUCCUUUACACGCGCCGUGGAACCGAAAUUCCUGGAGAUCACGUUUGGCUGAACAAUUGUAGUCUAUGAAACAGUGCUGGAGAAAAAGUCAGACAUCCUUAAAUUUAUGCUUAAAAUACAAGUACGGGGAGUGAUAUUUAGCAAUUUAAAUGCGCAUUCAUUUAAUAAGCUAAAAAGGAGUUAAGUGCAUCGAAAAAAAAAAAACAAUUCAGCCAUUCGAGCGACUUUUCAUAUCAGCAUGAAAAUCGCAGUGGUUCUUUUGGUUUUUGCGUUCUAUUUACCCGUUAAUUCCUCUAUUGGGCGUUGGAGGAGAUUCAAAGACGGCAAGUUUAUUAUUGGCACCCUGGUCCCUGUUACUCAAGGCCCGGAGUGCAAAGUUGUGCGAGGCGAAGGACUGUUACUGGCGGAGGCAUUGGUCUACGCAGUCAACGUGCACAACUUUGGUGCCUCGCCGAGCGAUGUUACAAUCGGUUAUGAUAUCCGAGACAGUUGCUCCAGCCCUGCAUUGGCUUCGAAAGAAGUGCUCGAUAUACUCGCUGCGGAGCAAGAUGGCGUGUCUGUGGGGAACUGCUCAGUGACUCUCACUGGUGAAAGUUGCGGAGUAAUUGCUGUCGUGGGCCCAGACUUUUCAAACAGCACAAUGGCGACCAGUGGGCUGUUAAGUGCUUAUGGAAUACCUCAGGUCAGUUAUGGAGCUACAAGUUCACUUCUCAACGACAGAUCAAUCUACAGUACAUUAUUCCGCACCUGUCCGUCUGACAAACAAGUCACAGCGUCGCUGGCAAGUCUUAUAGCUUACUUUGAAUGGUCUUGUAUUAAUAUCAUUUCUUCAAAGGAUGCUUUUAAUCGUGGGUUGAUGGGAAGCCUCAAACGAAGCCUAAAGAAACGCAACGUUUGUGUCGCGCUACAUGAAGUAGUCGCUCAUAGUGAAAUUCCUCGGGUGGUGUCAGCGAUCAAAGCCCGCAAGAGUGUUUCUGUUAGCGUUCUUUUGGGAAACAAGGAUUUUGUCGCCGAUAUUUUCGAAGAGGUACAGAAAAAUAAUCUAACGAAAACAAAAAGAGUGUGGAUUGGAGCCGACACACGUAACGACCGCUUCCGAUUGGCUAAUGGUUAUGGUGACGUCACAGAUGGGAUGUUAGCGAUUUCCGUGUCCGAGGAAGACUUGGGCGAAUUUAAAGCUCACGUCAGUCGAUUGUCACGAAACAUAUCAGGAGCAUAUUGCGCGUGGCUUGAAAAGGACAGACGCUGGCCCGCCUUUUGCAGGCGUCAUAGCGAAGACAAUGUCAUUGGUUUACAGGGUUUGUCAUUGGUUAAAAGUGCUUACGUCAUGAAUGCAGCUCUCGCCAUUAUUCAGGCACUGAAGCAUGUUACUCGAUGCGGGGUGCAGUCGAGUGGUUUAAACUGCCUGGAGAGCAAUUUUACCUUACAACACGUUCGUGAAAGUGUUCUUAGAAACUUGGAGAAGAAUCCGUUUAAUAACAAUCGAAACAUCAGUGUGGGUUUUGACACGAACAGAGAAUUAAAUGCUGAAUUUGAAGUCGUUAACUUUCGUGUGAACAACAAUAAAGCCCUGGCCCACUUCCGUGUGGGAAAAUGGACAAGAGGCAAGAGACUGGUAAUGAAUGAGAGUGACAUUCAGUGGCCUGGGAACGAAAGUAAGGCGCCUUAUUCGAGAUGCCGUGAGCGCUGCCCGCUGGGCACCUUUACUAAAUAUGGUUUUGGGGCAUGUUGGUGGAGCUGCCAUAAAUGCCCUCACGGGACCUAUAAUAGCAACUACACCGCGACCCUCUGUAAAGUGUGCCCAGAGGACCAAAUGACAAAUGUCCCUCAGAGCGACUGUGUAAAAAAACCGCUGACCAUUGUAAGUUUUGGAGAAUUAAUUGCCAUUAUUCUACUGGGCGCGUGCGGCCUGGGUUUGAUUCUCACGUUGUUUGUUCUCGGUGUGUUAGUGAAAUAUCAAGACACGCCUGUGGUGAAAGCUACAAACCUGACUUUCACUGUCCUGUCUUUGGUCAUUCUCCUAGCUUGGUUCGUUAAUCCUGUCCUUUAUAUUGGUAAACCGUCUGACGCUAUUUGCAAAACGAGAACUGUUUCUUUCGCUGUGUUGUACACUGCUAUCACCGCUGUCCUGCUGACCAAGACAAACCGGUUGAUCAAGAUUUUCUCGGCCAUUAAGAGACAUUGUUUUCUCAACAAUAGCUGGUACGGGUUUCUGACAUGCGCACUGAUUCUCGUGCAGCUUGCGUUGGGCAUAAUCCACCUCCUGGUUUUCCCGCCAAAAGUCACUUACGACUACAGCGUUGCUGAUUCGCUACUGAUAUCAUGUGACCAGAAUCUCGGCUUUGAUAUAGCUUCGGUAGGCUAUAACACUUUGCUUUCGAUAACGUGCUCUUAUCUGGCGUACAAAUCUCGUACUCUUCCUCGAGCUUACAACGAAUUCAAAUGGAUUUGCCUUAGCAUGUUUACAAACUUUUCAUCGUGGUUGGUAAUCUUGAUUUUCCGUCACGUCCCACCUCGCGGAAAGGUAAACGUUAUUUGUUCAAUUCUUGCGCUUAUCUUGGGCGCGUAUUCCAUGCUUUUCUUGCUGUUUUUGCCCAAAGUUCGCGUUAUAUUUUUCCGGCCUGAGAAGAACACAAAACAGGCCGCGAUAGAAAGCACUCGUCGAUAUUCUAUCGACCAAGCGUCGGGCAUCGGUUUAUCGCCGACUCAAGGAGGUGGUUCGCGUCGGAAAUCAUCACCGGCAUGUUUGGCGCUGCAAUUUAUGAACGGUUCGAUUGGGAAGUUGGCAGUCGCCAAAAACAGUCUGGGCCCGAGACGUUCUCAUGGCUCAAUUAUUGCAACGAUAAAGGAAUUGCCUGAAGAAAGAAAAUCAAGCGUUUGAAAUUUUUUGACAUUUUAUUUCCACAACUGGGGGUUGGGUGGGGGAUUUCGUUUCUUCAGUCUCAAGUUCCCGGCAAAUGGAGUCACAAAUCAUACUUCCACAGUUGGAAGCAGGGAGGGGUAGGUUGGGCGAUUUUCGUUUCUACAGUCAAAUGGAGUCACGAGUCACAGGAAGCAAAUUUGAGCUAGGUGACCAAAGAGACCCGUAAUUUAGUUUGCACUGAAGUAUACACAGGGCGAAAAACAUCGUUAAAUGCUUUCUUGCCCCCUUAACUUGUCGACCAACUAAAUAACAGCGAAACUAAUUCGACAUUUACGCCAAAUUGGGGCAAUUCAGUUAUGCCAAGACUGUCAACAUUUUCUACUUUUCUUUAAAUGUCCAAGAGCGCUUCUUCCACAACUCAUUCACACAUCGAGUUCUUGUAACAUACCCUUGGCUUCCUCGACAAGAGGUCAAUCCAUGAGUCUGAAUUUGCUCAGAAACCAAUGGGUUUAUAGGAUUUUGAUUUGAUCCGGUGAAUUAUAGGGAGCCGGUUUGCCUAGGCGACCCUUUAAAUAGCUAGGUCACGGUUUUCGCAUCUUGUAAAGUUUAGCCCAAGAUUUUAUAAAGUUCGUCGUUUGUAAUCCGUAUCAAUCUUCUCCAUCCUUAACCAUCCUUGUUUCUUUAUGGUUUUUGUGUGGGAUACCUGUGGGUAUCCCACACUAUUGUCAUCGGCUCGUGUCCGUUAAUGCAAAUGAGUUGCAAAGAUUUCAUUGCAUUCUGGAUCCACGUAUGCUACACAUGUACCCUUUGGGUACCUAUUUUUUAUUAUCUCUUGGGUGUUUUUCUAUCUUGGUAGACUAUUAUUUUCAGGUUUCCUUCAGUAAAAAGCAAUUUGUAGGUAAAUUUGUAAGUGGCCUAAAUACCUCUACAUUCCUUGACUGAGUUCCUUUAAAAAAACUAUGUGGCCAUGUAAUAGACUACAAUGGAGAACUUGUAGGAGUCAUCGCAUGGAGGUAUUAGGGAGUUUAAGAAGCUACGACGGUGACGCCGAGGACAACGUCGAUUAAAAAAUGUAUUUA